CCGAAUAUUAUUAUGAUCUCAUCGCUGUUUACACGUCGUCUCAGGUCGUUGGACCUCUCGCAUAAUAACACAUUGUUAUCAAUGCCGGUGCACGCGUGACGCGACCGACUUUGUUUUGUUAUUGAUUGGCGGAAUCCCGUGCCGUGGAAUCCGCUAUGUGGCGGCAAAGAGUGCCCACUACAACAAUGUGUUUGAGCUAAUCGCUAUUCGAGCUCUGUAAUAGUAAUUGAUCUGCGCACUGCUCCGUUUCAGUAUUUUCAGUUGUUCCCGCAGCACGAUUCCGGUUGAAAUGCACGGUUGUCUCUGCUGACCAAUCGCUGCAGUCUAAUCAAUCGCUUUGGGGAUCGAGCUAUUUACCGUCGCUCGCGGACGUACACCCAACAUAAUGUCGUACAGACCCAGCCGAGGAGGAUAUGAUAAUUCCCGUGGUGGAUUCCGUGGGAGUUCAUACAGUUCGAGAGGAGGUUUCAAUGACAAUUACAGAGGUUCUAGCCGAGGAGGUAGCACAUAUCGUGGAUCACGAGGCAGCAGUAGAGGCAACAGUGGCCCCUGGUCUGGUUCUUCUAAUUAUAACAGUAUGAAUCGCAACUCUGAAUCCAAUUGGUCGCCUCCACCUGAUAACAAUUUUGAGUCUCGAAACCGAUAUUCAGGUGAUAAUGGUCGUUAUUCAAGUAGUCACAACGAUUCUAGACGAUUUAAAGAGGGUAGAAGAAGUGAAAGAGACUCCGACGUAGACGGUUAUUUGAAUACUGAUGAAGAUUACGAACAUUAUGGUCCUGGUAGUAGCAAUUAUGCAGAUAAUCGCAAUAGUAGGUCAUCGUAUGGACCUGAUACCGGCAGCUAUAGAGAAAGUCGCGGCAGUUACAGAGGUCGUGGAAGCUCUCGUGAUUACCAUUCAGAUUACCGUAAACCGCAUCAUUCGGAAGACAACCACGGCUCAUCACCGCAAAGAUAUUCUGGACCAUCUUUUAGAGGCCGAGGGGAUGGCUUUAGAGGUGGAUUCCGUGAGAUGGACAGUCGAACAUCAAGAGGAGGUGGAUAUAGAGGUAGCAGUUCGUAUGGUAACAGUGAAGGAAUGUUGAAACGGAAACGCCAUGAGUCCCCGACUGGUGGAUGGAGACCAAGUCCCUUCCGUAAAGGAUACGAUUCUUACAGAGGAAGAAUGCCAAGAUCCAACAUGCACCAUCUCAGUGAUUACCGUACGAGAAAAAUUGCCGAAUUCCGUGAAAAAACUCGACAACUACGCGAACAGCUAAGUUCGCCUUCGGAACAAGAGGAGGAAGUAGUCGAAGAAGUAGUGGACGAAGAAGUCGAAGAAGAGCAAUCCGAAGAAGGUAAUCGAAAAGAAGCUGCGGAAGAGGGAGAACUGAAAAGCAGUGAACAACCCAAGAAAAAGAGAAAGGUCGUUAAAAAAGUUGUGAAAAUCUUAAAGAAAGUGAAGAAACCUAAAGAGGAUGAUACGACCUCUACAACCAAACAUUCGUCCAAAACUAGAGAUCAGACGACAAAACGGACAGAAGAACAUGUGCGGACACUUUUAUGUCCGCACUGUGAAUUUACCAGUGUUAGGACUCGAGACUAUGAAAUGCAUUUGAUGAAAAUACGCCAUCGAAAUGCAAUGACCGUAAUAGCGAGAAACCGAAAGCGCGAACUUUUUAUGAUUCGUCAAGACCAAAGGAAAGAACAGAAAGAAAUCGAUGACAACAAUGACGGUGAAAAUUCUGAAACUAAAUUCUGCAAGUUAUGUCAGUUGACGUAUAAGCAGUCGAAAGGCGAUCAUUUCGCCAGUGUGUUGCACAAAAAAAUCAAGCAGGCCACUCAGCCAUCGUGUAUUAUUUGUCAUUUAGUAUUCGCAUCUCCAAUGCGUUUAGAACAUCAUUUGUGCAGCAUCGAUCAUUUAGAGAAAGUGUUAAACCAACCACAGAAACAAGCUAAACAACCAGCAGCCGCAGCAGUGUCUGUGCCGAAUGACAUCGACGAUGCUGAGGGAGAAGUAGAUAUAGCCAAUUUUAUGGUUUUGGAUUCUGUCGGUUCUGGUGAAGAUGAAGAAAAGCCAAACAAAAUUGACAGCGAAAGAAAGAAAAAAAUAAAUUCUGACAAAAAACUUGCUUUAGGAAUAGAAUUUUGCAAACACGUCUAUUAUUGUGAAUUGUGCGAUCUCAUAUUACCAGUUCAUGAAAAUGUUGAACAACACUGUCACAGUAGUUUACACGUGCAGCGUUAUGCACAUCAUUCUGACAAAAAAAACAAACAACAACAAAAUGUCACCAAAGUGUCGUUCGAACAAAGUUGUUCACCGACGACAAAAUGUGAAUCCGCCGACAGCAGUGAUGUCGAUCCACCAAAUAAGGACAUUCUACACAAUUUAAGUCCGAAUAAAUCCAGAGGAGAAGCGAUCAACAACGACUUUGAUCUUUGGUCUACAUUAGAUAUGGUACUAGAAGACGUUAAAGAAAAUAGUAACUCCGAUAACGAAAUAUCUUCAACUGCUGAGACAAAGAACAAAUCUUAAAACUGAAUCGUUGUUUUAAAAAAAAAAAAAAAAUUUUAACACGCUUAGUUAUUAAUUGCGAUCCUUUCUAAGAUUUAUUUAUAAGAAAUGUUUUGAGAUGUUCAAGUUUUUUUUCCUAUUUUAUUGUUAUUAUAGAUUAUAGACAUUUUUUUCAUACCCAUAAAAACGUAUAAACGCCUAAAGUAAUUUUAUAUAAAAGUUAGUGGUAUUGUUAAGAUUAUUAAUUAUUAACUUUAAUAACACUUUGUUGUUUGACUAUGAUUUAAUACGACGUGUAUACUAUUUGAACGUGGUUGAAUACGAAUUGCGUUGACAUUCUAAAAUGUAUACGUUUUUUGUAACUAAUUAUAUAUUUUAAUUAUUAAUUAUUACAUUAACUUGUUAAUAUUAAUUGUAAAAAUGUAUACAUACUUUAUCGAUAUUAUAUGAUGUAUACAAUUUUCAAUGAGAUUAUGUUUAAGUACGUCUUAGCUUGAUUACUAUUAUUAUAUUAGAAAAUGUAUACAAUUUUGUGGAACUAUACUUAAAUAACUAUUUAUUUACAUUACUUAACUAUUAUUGUUAAAUUGAAUUGGAUAUUAGCAAUUAUACAAAUGUAAACAUCUUUAUUAGUACCAAACACUUGCAAUGUAUGUACUACAUAAUAUGGCGAUUAUGCUUCCAACAAUUUUUUUUAGUUUAAUUACCAAAGUAUUGUUAAUUUAAACCGUACGAAUGUGUUCGUCAUUUCAUAUUGUUACUCAUUAUCAUCAUGUAUACAUUUUAAAACCAUCUACUUAUAUUAAUUAUACAUGAUAUUUAAUUAACUAUAAUUGUUAUUAUUCAUAUUUUACUUUAUAAUUUUAACUAUAUAAAAACAAUUCUAUUCAAAGUUUAAAUGUAUACAAUUUGUCAGAUUUCAAAAACAGUUGUUUUAUUGUGAAUAAAUGCCGAAACGUUAGAGAACUGGCUUUUAGAUUUGGCUCUUUUAAGACUAAAAAUAUACAAAUUAUUAUCUACUUAUUAUAUUUAUCUUAAUGUGUGUAUUGUACACAUAAAUUGUAUAAACGUGUAUAAUGUACGGUUUUUUGAAUAAUUUUGCUGUAAAAUAUUUUUGUUUUCAAUAAUAGUCCAAAUUUUACUCUGAAUGGCAUCAUUGCUCUUAAUAAAUGUCCAGUUUUAUAUUAUAUGCGGCAUAUUUUUUAUUUAUAUUAAACAAAAAAAACUG
Molecule: messenger RNA, 3719 nt
Organism: Adelges cooleyi (spruce gall adelgid)
Lineage: Eukaryota; Metazoa; Arthropoda; Insecta; Hemiptera; Adelgidae
Exons: 14
Coding region: 386-2512 (708 amino acids)
Source: RefSeq, a predicted model, not a curated record